This is a messenger RNA of Dicrocoelium dendriticum, 408 nucleotides long. The record is from the annotation of a GenBank genome assembly. Lineage: Eukaryota; Metazoa; Platyhelminthes; Trematoda; Plagiorchiida; Dicrocoeliidae.
AUGCUUCUCAUUUUCAUCUAUCUUCGUAUUCCCUACAGGAUAUUCCUCUUGAGCAGGUCAUACGCUGCACAUUGCACAGACACCGAGAGAUGGUACAACACCAAGUACUUAAGAGUGGAUAUUCCGGAUUCCAACCUUCAAGCUUGGCGUGAAGUGGAAUGUGAUAAAGAGAUGACUCUUCCAACCCCGAACAAAUAUAUCGCCACCGAGUUCACUGUUCACCCCAGACCGAAAGAUUUCUCAAAUGUGGCUCCCGAGUUAUUGGUAUCCACCGAUUUGUCUCGCCUAUGGUUUUUCCCUGACAACCAGUUUAGCCCUUCCGAAGGCUUUUAUCACAUUCCACUUUAUCAGGUUAGUGGUCAUUCACUGUACUCUUUACAUGCAUGUUUGAUGUCCUUCACAUGUUAG